AUGGACCAAAUGUCAGGCCAGGAUUUCGGCUCUCACCCGUCAGCCGAGAGCCUCGUUACCUGGUUCACACAAAAUGGGGGUCAGCUCAGUCCAGAUGUCCAGAUCGUCUUCAGCGACUCGCGUGGCUUUCACAUGCGCGCUGCUAGGCCACUGAGCUCCACCGUCGUGGCUUCAUGUCCAUUGAAGCUCACACUCUCUUCUAUCAACCUAGACCCAAACGAGAAAGAGGUCUUGUACGCUGAAAGCCCUCUAGAACAAUGUCGAGGGAAGAUUCCGGAUCACGUUCUGACGUAUCUGUUGUUGAUUGAACAGCGCAAGAAGGGUGAGAAGUCGCCUUGGCAUGCGUACAUCUCCUGCUUACCAGGGCCUGAAACUAUGACCACACCUCUCUGGUUUGAUGAGAGCGAUGUGGUCUUUCUCGCUGGUACAAGUCUAGCUCCUGCGACCAAAGAGAGAAAGGCUGAGCUGGAGCGCCAAUGGGAAAAUGCCGUGGGUGUUAUGAAAGCACUUGGUAUGCCUCUUGCUGACGAGAUUGAUCUCGAAUCAUUACUUUGGGCAGCCACUAUCUUCACUUCGCGAGCGUUUAUUUCGACACACAUCCUACCCGGACGUGAGACGAUUCCCAUCCUCUUUCCGGUGGUGGACAUUCUCAAUCAUUCCGUCUCUGCAAAGGUAGAAUGGGACUUCCAGCCUCACCAGUCAUUUACACUGAAGUGUCUUGAAGGCGAGUCUUUCCAGGCUGGUCAAGAGCUAUUCAACAACUACGCGCCGAAGCAGAAUGAUGAGUUGCUUCUUGGGUAUGGCUUCUGCUUAGAAGACAAUCCUAUUGAGCAGUUCGCUUUGAAACUAGCGUUCCAACCACAGCUACAGCAAUAUGCACAACAGCUGGGUCUGUUGAAUCCUGAGAAUGUGCCUUUUGGCAUGUCAAAAGACUUUCUAGCCACAGACCCAAAUAAGGAACAGCACUUCCUACGCGCCAAGGGCCAUCCAUUCGGUCGUUACGAAAACCACGUACCUUUCUUCCGUGGCAUACCCCCCUACAUCGUUCACUUCUUCUUCAUACAGACGAUCAUAACAUCCGAGUUGGAUGUAAGCACUAUUGACGUUGCACGGCCAGGAGGCAGGAUCACCCUGCAAGUUCUCGUGCUCUUACACCAGGCAAUGGAGCAGAGAUGCAGCACUCUCCCACUUCAAAUCCAACAGGAACCGCAAAACGAUAAGCAAAGGUACGCGAAAAUCUAUCGCAACAGCCAGGCUAGGAUCAUCCACUCGGUUCGGGAAGAGCUGAAGGCUGCGAUUGCCAAGCUUCGCGUCUCGGAUUCCGAACGUCCCGUUCGCACUUUGCACAGCUUGUCCGACAUGCUCAAAACCUUCGGAGCCGAUCUGCCUGCAUCAGCCGAGAACUUUUCGAGCGCGCUCGAUCGACAUGGUGUUCAGGGUUCACAGAAUGAAGGUUUGCAGUGGACGAUGCUCCUGACUGUCCUGGUGUCGUUGAUGUUGACCACACAAGACACAUCCGACAUGAAGACAUUGGCUCUAGUGCGCAACUUGUGUUCAAAACAUGCACUUCCCACAUUAGAAGAUGGUAUUGAAGACGUAGACACGUACACCUUCAUCGAUGAGAAUCUCGGCGAUUUUGUGCAGCUUCCCUCCGCCGAAGCGAAUGUCGCGCCAACGGAUGCGCUGGACGACUUGGGUAUGACAUUUGUCAACCAACCCGCUGAUGAUCCAGCGCCUGUUUUCAUCAAUGGACGUACGGAGAACCUAGGUGCAAGGAUCAUUAUGUGGGCGAUGAUGGUUGUGGAGAAGGACGUUGUGCCUGUAUUUGAGGAUAGGCAAAUUAAGCGGUGCUUGUAUGCGGGAGCGCAGACUGCGGAAGGUGGGAAGAUUGACGAGACAUGGAUGUACGAGGAUGUUGCGGUGUAG
This is a messenger RNA of Alternaria postmessia, 1926 nucleotides long. RefSeq lists its product as uncharacterized. The transcript has 2 exons. Gene Ontology annotation, cellular component: nucleus. The record is from RefSeq and is a predicted model, not a curated record. Gene Ontology annotation, biological process: peptidyl-lysine monomethylation. Gene Ontology annotation, molecular function: protein binding; protein-lysine N-methyltransferase activity. The coding region runs from base 1 to 1926 and encodes 641 amino acids. NCBI's taxonomy places the organism in Eukaryota, Fungi, Ascomycota, Dothideomycetes, Pleosporales, Pleosporaceae.